AAUGGGAAAGCACCUCGGCGUCACGCACCUCCUUUCCCGGCGGGCACCGCCUGCGCAGCGAGUGAGGCGUCGUCAGUGCUGGAGGCAGGCUCCGGUCGCGGCCGCGGCUAGUUAACAUCGGUUUUCCAAUCUGUCCGCGGCUGCCGCCGCCCAAGACAGAGCCAGAAUGUUCAGGAUGCUGAGCAGCAGUUUUGAGGAUGACCCCUUCUUCUCUGAGUCCAUUCUUGCACACCGAGAAAAUAUGCCACAGAUGAUGAGAAGUUUAUCUGAAUCCUUUGGAAGAGACUUGCUCAGUAUCCCUGAUGGUAGAGGGAGAGCUCGUAAUCAUAGAGGACAUAAUGAUGAAGAUUCUUUGACUCAUACAGAUGUCAGCCCUUUUCAGACAGUGGACCAAAUGGUGUCAAAUAUGAGAAACUAUAUGCAGAAAUUAGAAAGAAACUUUGGUCAACUUUCACUGGAUCCAAAUGGACAUUCAUUUUGUUCUUCCUCAGUUAUGACUUAUUCCAAAAUAGGAGAUGAACCACCAAAGGUUUUUCAGGCCUCAACUCAAACCCGUAGAGCUCCAGGAGGAAUAAAGGAAACCAGGAAAGCAAUGAGAGAUUCUGACAGUGGACUAGAAAAAAUGGCUAUUGGUCAUCAUAUCCAUGACCGAGCUCAUGUCAUUAAAAAGUCAAAGAACAGGAAGACUGGAGAUGAAGAGGUCAACCAGGAGUUCAUCAAUAUGAAUGAAAAUGAUGCUCGUGCUUUUGAUGAGGAGUGGCAAAGUGAGGUUUUGAAGUACAAACCAGGACGACACAAUCUAGAAAACACUAGAAUGAGAAGUGUUGGUCAUGAGAAUCCUGGCUCCCAAGAACUUAAAAGAAGGGAGAAACCUCAACAAAGUCCAGCCAUUGAACGUGGAAGAAGAUCAAAUGUUUUGGGGGAUAAACUCCACAUCAAAGGUUCAUCUGUGAAAAGCAACAAAAAAUAAAUAGCCAUGCAUUUGAUUUGCUUAGUUUUGGUUGUUUUAACAGUUAGUAAUGGUGCUGGGUAAUAAGCAUAAGACCAAUCUCUUGCUGUUAAAUCAGUUCUGUCCUUGGCAACUUUCUUCUGAUACCUGAAUGUUCAUGAAGGUCCUAGCUUUAUAUUGUCCCUCUUUUAGGAAUAAAAUUUUGAUUUUCAACAAUGUGA
This is a messenger RNA of Cercocebus atys (sooty mangabey), 1170 nucleotides long. RefSeq names its product myeloid leukemia factor 1 (gene MLF1). Gene Ontology annotation, biological process: regulation of DNA-templated transcription. The coding region runs from base 167 to 970 and encodes 267 amino acids. The transcript has 7 exons. The record is from RefSeq and is a predicted model, not a curated record. Gene Ontology annotation, cellular component: cytoplasm; nucleus. Lineage: Eukaryota; Metazoa; Chordata; Mammalia; Primates; Cercopithecidae.